Acipenser ruthenus (sterlet) is the source of this 2813-nucleotide messenger RNA. Its product is annotated as polyunsaturated fatty acid 5-lipoxygenase-like. The transcript is spliced from 14 exons. Gene Ontology annotation, molecular function: arachidonate 5-lipoxygenase activity; iron ion binding; protein binding. Lineage: Eukaryota; Metazoa; Chordata; Actinopteri; Acipenseriformes; Acipenseridae. Gene Ontology annotation, biological process: linoleic acid metabolic process; lipid oxidation. The record is from RefSeq and is a predicted model, not a curated record. Gene Ontology annotation, cellular component: nuclear envelope. Bases 27 to 2051 code for a protein of 674 amino acids.
GGUUGAGAGUUCCAUUUCAUUUCAAGAUGCCUAGUUACACAGUAACAGUGGCCACUGGCAGCCAGUGGUUUGCUGGGACAGAUGAUUAUAUUUAUCUAACUCUAAUGGGAUCUGAGGGCUGCAGUGAGAGGACCCUCCUGGAUAAAGCACUCUACAACGACUUUGAAAGAGGAGCAGUCGAUUCGUAUGAUGUGAACGUGUCUGAAGAUGUUGGUGAAAUUCAGCUUGUGAAGAUUGAGAAACGGAAGUACUGGGUUCAGGAUGACUGGUACUGCAAGUACAUCACAGUGAAAACCCCCGGAGGAGACUAUGUGGAGUUCCCGUGUUACAGAUGGGUCGGCAGUGAUGAGGAGAUUGUUCUCAGAGAUGGGACUGCUAGGUUGCCGAAGGAUGAUAUAACACAAGUUGCAAAACAGCACAGGCGCAAAGAGCUUGAGGAGAGGCAAAAGCUGUACAGAUGGAUGGAAUGGCACCCCGGUUUCCCUCUAAGUAUUGAUGCCAAAACUUGCAAGGAUUUGCCUCGUGACAUUCAGUUUGACAGUGAGAAGGGAGUGGAUUUCAUCCUGAACUACACUAAAGCGAUGGAGAACCUCUACGUGAAUCGUUUCAUGCACAUGUUCCAGUCUUCCUGGAGUGACUUCGCAGACUUCGAGAAGAUCUUUAUUAGGAUCAGUAACACAAUAUCAGAAUAUGUCAUGCAGCACUGGCAAGAGGAUUUCAUGUUUGGGUACCAGUUCCUGAAUGGCUGUAAUCCAGUCAUGAUUCACAAGUGCACCAAGCUGCCUGACAAGUUCCCUGUCACCACUGAAAUGGUGGACUGCAGCCUGGAGCGCAACCUGACCCUGGAGGAGGAAAUAAAGGAGGGCAAUGUCUACAUAGCAGACUAUAGCCUUAUGGAUGGGGUCUCUGCCAACUCAACUGAUCCCUGCACCAUCCAGUAUUUGGCUGCUCCUAUCUGCCUGUUGUACAAGAACUUGCAGAAUAAGGUCCUCCCCAUUGCCAUUCAGCUGGCCCAGACACCAGGAGAAAACAAUCCCAUUUAUCUGCCUAGUGAUGAGAAAUAUGAUUGGCUGCUGGCGAAAAUGUGGGUGCGUUCUUCAGAUUUCCACAUACACCAGACUGUCACCCACCUCCUGCGCACCCAUCUCAUCUCAGAAGUAUUUGGGAUAGCUAUGUACCGUCAACUGCCAGCCGUCCACCCCCUAUUCAAGUUGAUCCUUCCCCAUGUGAAAUUUACAAUAGCGAUCAACACCAAGGCUCGGGAGCAGCUGAUCUGUGAGUGCGGUCUGUUUGAUAAGGCAAACGCUACAGGUGGUGGAGGACACGUUCAGCUAGUGCAGAGGUCCAUAAAACAACUCACAUUCUCGUCUCUCUGUUUCCCUGAAGAAAUACAAAUGAGAGGUGUAGAAAGCAAGGAGGAGCUCCCAUAUUACUUUUACAGGGAUGACGGAAAUAUGGUGUGGGAGGCCACCAAGAGCUUUGUUUCAGAUGUUGUGAACAUCUAUUAUGACAGUGACGAGACAGUUAAGACAGAUGUCGAACUCCAGGCUUUUGUUAAAGAUGUGUGCGUCUUUGGACUCAACGGCAAUGAAGAUUUAGGAUUUCCCAAGGCUAUCAUGACCCGGGACAAACUGAUAGAGUACUUGACAGUGAUUAUCUUCGUUGCCUCAUCACAGCACGCUGCAGUCAAUUUUGGACAGUUUGAUUGGUGUUCCUGGAUUCCCAACUCUCCCCCGACCAUGCGGCGCCCCCCACCCACAGAGAAAGGUGUGGUCACCAUCAACUACAUCAUCGAGAGCCUUCCGGACCGAGGGCGUUCCUGCUGGCACCUGGGUGCUGUGUGGGCGCUCAGUCAGUUCCAGGAAAACGAACUUUUCCUAGGCAUGUACACGGAUGAACAUUUCAUUGAGAAACCUGUGAAGAAUGCCAUGCAACAAUUCAAGAAGAAAUUGGAUGACAUCUGCAGCAUCAUAAAAGAAAGAAACAAGAAUAAGAAGCUCCCCUAUUACUAUUUUUCACCGGACAGAAUCCCAAAUAGCGUUGCUGUGUAACUGAAGAACGAAGGACAACAACCACCUGGAAAUGAUCUGGCCUGUAUAAAGUGUGUGCACUUCUUUAAAAGUGGAGUUUAAUGAAGAUUUUAAAAGAAAAUGACCAGUUGUAGGUUAUACACUUGGGGGAAACCCUUUGCUAACAUUGUGACUAUUAUGAAAACUAUUGUCACAUUGCUAUGGGUCUUACCUGGCCAUCCAUAUAAUUCUAAGGCUUUUUAUCUUAAAGAAUGGUUAACCUAAAUUGCUCAUUUUGUUGUAAUCCCACUGUCAAAUCACAAAAAUAAGCAAAUAAAAUAGAUAAAAACAAUUCUAUUUGUAAGUCAGGUUAAAAAGCUUAACCUAUAAAAAGAAGUCUUUAAUCUUGACUUGCAUCCCACCCCCCCUACAGGUUUGACCGUUGUUUGCUCCACAUUUUAUUUAAAUUUAUCUUCCUCGUGCACAUUGCUGUUCUCUCAGGUGAAUGCUGCAUCGUUUACAAAGGGUUAUUGUAGUUACAGUGUUGAGUUACCAGUCUUUACCAUGCUGCAGAACAGGGAAACAAGAACAGAUAUUGCUACAUUAGUGGCCAUCGUGGUAUAUACAUCAAAGACAUAGCUCUAGUGAACUCCAACACACUUUGUGAAUUUGUGAUGUUUUUUUUUUUCAACAUGUUGGAAGUAUGUGGUGCUUAAAUGUGGAGAAUAAGUUUCAAAAUGUUACUUUGUGUAACAUUUAUUUAUUUGGAUUUCUUAAACAAAUAAAAUUGAGUGAUAUUAAGUA